AUGCAAUACUCAUCAGCAAUCCUCGUCUUGGCCUUCGCUGCCACCAACGUUUUCGCCCACGGUGUCAUUGACUCUGUCAAGGGUGCCAACUCAGUAACCAUGCCAGGUCUUUCCGUUGCUGAUGGAACUCCUCGUGAUUGCCCAACCCCAGGCUGUGGAUCUGAGGCAGAUACCUCCAUCAUCCGUGAAAAAGAGAUCGGAACCAGCAAGGCAUCUGCUCUCGGACGCACAGCAACCGGUCCAGUCGACGCCUCCAAGAUGGUCUCCCUCUUCAUGGGAGGCGACGCCAACAGCACCGAAGCCAUCGCCGCCCGCGAAGUCCACUUCGCCAUGAUGCAAAAGCGAUCUCUCGGUGAGCGUGCCGCCAACGGUGGUACCAAGACACCAAAGGGCACCAAAGAAACCGCCGUCAAAGCCGCCGCCGGUGCAGGAGCCUCAGAUGGUCUCCCAACCGCCUCUGACGACGGAACAGUCACCAUGACCUUCCACCAAGUCAACCAGGACGGUGCCGGUCCCCUCACCGCCAUGGUCGACGCCACCUCCGGUGGAACCGACCCAGCAGCCUUCAAGACCGCCGAAGUCACCCAGAACGUCCCAGGUAUCGGUAUCGGUGGUCUCUCGGCCGCCCAGACCAUGGAUUUCCCAGUCGCUAUCCAGAUGCCAGCCGGUAUGACCUGCUCUGGCUCCGUCGGAGGCGCUGAGAACGUCUGUGUCGCUAAGCUCCAGAACGCUGCGCUCGCUGGACCAUUUGGUGGAUCCGUCGCUUUCACCCAGUCAGCUGCUGGAAAGAAGCGUGCUGUUGAGUACAACCUCAGCAAGCGCCGCUUCGCUCGCUCCCUCGCCAACUAA
Molecule: messenger RNA, 849 nt
Organism: Glarea lozoyensis ATCC 20868
Lineage: Eukaryota; Fungi; Ascomycota; Leotiomycetes; Helotiales; Helotiaceae
Exons: 2
Coding region: 1-849 (282 amino acids)
Source: RefSeq, a predicted model, not a curated record